CGUCAUUUUAACCAAACAGCUGUGACGUACCGGCCAACUUUUAAAACGCUGUCAACAUUUUUGUUUGGAUCGAUUAAGUUGCACAAAUCACAAAAGCGCAAUCAAUUUUGAGAUUUCUCAGUAUUCAAAGUGUUUUGGAAAAGUUGAUUUUUGUAUGUCGUCUCAGGGUGUGGUAUUUAUUCAAUUUCGUGGGGUUGAGGUGAGGCGCGAGUUGAGUUUCAUCACAUCAAACGUUUUUCGCGUUUUUUAAACAUUCGAGUGGAUUUUGCAAAAAUCAUAAAGAUUUUAGAUGACGACCGAUAUCCACAAAUUUUCAUUUAAUGGGGGCCUGCCUAGGCCACUGUAUUUCCAAAAUCCUGGACCCUUCAUCGUACAGACAGGAGAUUGAUAUAGACCUGAUUUUCAUUUUCACUACAUAGAGGACGAAUAUUUGGUUUAAAAAUUCGCGCGGAAACGAUCGAAAGGUCUUUAAAAAAAAACAAAUUCUAAUUUGUUUAAAUUUGGGUAUGCAGAAACAAAAAAUUGUUUUCCCCCAAAACUGCAAUGUUCACGAAACGUCGUCAAAAAUAUGUAGUUUUGUACAUGAUUGGAACCCGAAAUAUAUCUUUUAAACAUUAGAUGGUAAAAAGUUUACGAAAACGAAUCUCCCAUCAUAGAUUUUAUCGCAGACAUACAAGAAUGUUUUCCGAAGAGGACGAACAAGUUGAGCUAAGUCAGGAUUCCGAAGAAGGCCAAAGAAAACAACUUAUUAAUUCAAAGCGCCUUUUAUCUUUCCUUAUUAUGAAACGUUUCAAGAAAAGGAAUAGAGGAUCAACCCUGGAACUAAUUGAGGACGAUGACUGGCCUGAAAAUUGCAAUAAAUAUAUGCUACUACACUCUAAAAACACAGCUUCAACUAGUUAUGACUCGGAUUCUUCGCUUCGAACUCUGACUACACGAAAACUGGUGAAAGAACAAGGAUGCAUCUCUUCCACACCUGCUUCUUCUUUGGAUCUCGAAUGGGAACACGAAGGAAUUCCACUCUGUGCUCUGGGCUUCAACAAAGCAGAAAAAUCCCCAAAUUCUUCAACUCGCACUGCCGAAAAUUCUCGCCACUCCAGUUUCACAGCAUCGCCCUGGUCCAGAGUAUCGAGUCCAAAUAGUUUAGAAUGGGAUCCAGUGGAAGGGGAUGUUGUUUGUAUGGAUUUGGAAACUGAGCAUCUCAUCAUUGAGAUUGAAAGAUUAACCGACAAGACGCUUCGAGAAACCGGCGAGUGGACUGAAAGUAGCUGAUAGAUUCUACAUUCUAGAUUUGAGAUUAUAGCACCUAGAUCAAAAUCCAACUAAAGGAUAUUUGUAUUUUUUUAAAACGUUCCUAACUCACGUAUUUUAAUUGAUUCGAAUGGCGCCCUUUUCUUCUUAAGUACUCAGAGCAAUUUAUGAAUAAGUACAUGCAAUAAAAGAACGUAGGAAAAUAUUUUCUAUAAAUCAAAAUGAUAAUCUCUAGACAAGACUUUUUCCUAUUACACUUUUGGCUUAAGAUAAACGUUA
Messenger RNA from Belonocnema kinseyi, 1530 nucleotides. RefSeq lists its product as uncharacterized. The transcript is spliced from 8 exons. Bases 619 to 1272 code for a protein of 217 amino acids. NCBI's taxonomy places the organism in Eukaryota, Metazoa, Arthropoda, Insecta, Hymenoptera, Cynipidae. The record is from RefSeq and is a predicted model, not a curated record.